CUCUCUUCUCCAUAACGAUAACCAAGCACAAUCACCAUUGCUACUCACUUCUUUUCCGCCAUGGCUGCUUCUGCUACAGCUUCAGCUUCAGCUUCCUCGUCAACACUCUUCUCAACUUUGGAACCUCAAUUUUCUCUCUCCUCCAACCGCACCCCCUUCCACUCCAAACUCUCUCUUCCUCGCCGUCAAUUCCGCCUACCUAACCGCCCUCUCACAGUUUCCGCCGCCGUAUCUUCGCCGGCUCCGGUGGUUUCAAAUUCUCCCGGCGAUUUCGUCUCCUCUAUUCUCUCCAAGAUCAAAGCCAAAUUGGCGCCUAAUAAUGCCGGUGAUCUCGUCUCGGACAUCCUCUCUAAGGUCACGGAAACAGAUCGAGGUGUUUUAUUAACAAAAGAAGAGCAAAAGGAAGUUGGUGAAAUUGCUGAAGAACUACAGAAAUAUUGUGUUGAUGCUCCAGUAAAAUGUCCUCUCAUUUUUGGAGAGUGGGAUGUGGUUUAUUGUUCAAAUCCAACUUCACCUGGUGGUGGCUACCGGAGUGCAAUAGGACGUCUUGUGUUUAAGACAAACGAAAUGAUUCAAGUUGUUGAAGCUCCUGAUAUUGUGAGGAACAAAGUAUCCUUUUCUGCUUUUGGUUUCCUUGAUGGUGAGGUAUCUUUGAAAGGUAAGCUGAUAGCUUUGGAUGAGAGUUGGAUUCAGGUUAUAUUCGAGGCCCCUGAAUUGAAGGUAGGAGGACUUGAAUUUCAGUAUGGUGGACAGAGUGAGGUCAAGCUGCAGAUUACUUAUGUAGAUAAGAAAGUCAGAUUGGGGAAAGGUUCUAGAGGAUCAUUGUUUGUUUUCCAAAGACGUUAAUGAAUUAUGUUAUUUAUUUAUAUUCUUAUCUAAUACACAACUGCCAAGAAGUCUUGUACUGCAACUUGGGUUGAUUCUUUCGGCUUAUAAGUGCGAAUCACUGGUCCUGCAAACUUCGGUUGCCAUUUCUGAUGCAUAAGUCCGUUUUGACAGUAAACAACCAGCAUGCCGAUUUUCAUCAAGAGAUGCUGACUGUUAACAGAAACCGAGCUACAAAGUAUGAACUGUAGCAAUGGUCUUUGUAUCAUAUUUGAACAAUCUGGAUUUUAUUUUCAGCUGAGGAAUGUAUGUUUAGCAGGUAAUUAAUUCCUCCACUUUGUGAAAUUUGAAACUACCAAGAAAGUUCCCAGCUCCUAUGAAA
Messenger RNA from Chenopodium quinoa (quinoa), 1207 nucleotides. Its product is annotated as probable plastid-lipid-associated protein 8, chloroplastic. The record is from RefSeq and is a predicted model, not a curated record. The coding region runs from base 61 to 846 and encodes 261 amino acids. The transcript is spliced from 5 exons. NCBI's taxonomy places the organism in Eukaryota, Viridiplantae, Streptophyta, Magnoliopsida, Caryophyllales, Amaranthaceae.